AUGAGCACGGCGGUCUUGCUUCACGAUCGCCUUGGGCCGGGCAAGGCAUCUUUUCUUCUUCAGACCAAGACAAGAAGAAGGAGCCGGAAGGAAGAGCAGGAACAGCAGACACAGAAGAAACAGAACAGAGACAGCGAGAGAGGCAGAGACAGCGAGAAGGGGGGUGGAUACCUUGGAUACCUCGAGCCGUAUCCGCGGGCAAUGGGAGGCCGUGGAACAAGCAAGGACCGGGCGGCUGGCCGAACAGCGCAGCAAAGGCAGGGCAAAGCCAAAAAAAAAAAAACAACGAGGGAAAAGGAAAAAUAA
This is a messenger RNA of Trichophyton verrucosum HKI 0517, 306 nucleotides long. RefSeq lists its product as uncharacterized. Bases 1 to 306 code for a protein of 101 amino acids. The record is from RefSeq and is a predicted model, not a curated record. Lineage: Eukaryota; Fungi; Ascomycota; Eurotiomycetes; Onygenales; Arthrodermataceae. The transcript has a single exon.